Scatophagus argus is the source of this 7585-nucleotide messenger RNA. It is a transcript of the gene agap3, whose product is annotated as ArfGAP with GTPase domain, ankyrin repeat and PH domain 3. Gene Ontology annotation, molecular function: protein binding; GTP binding; GTPase activity. Bases 576 to 4607 code for a protein of 1343 amino acids. Gene Ontology annotation, cellular component: nucleus. The transcript has 18 exons. The record is from RefSeq and is a predicted model, not a curated record. Lineage: Eukaryota; Metazoa; Chordata; Actinopteri; Scatophagidae.
ACUCCUUGUUUUCCAUGUGUUCCCGGGGGUUGGAAAGCAGCUGAAAGUUCAGACAGAGACUCCCUCCCUCAUGCUCUGCAUGGCAAGAGCUCAGAGAUUAAGGGGUUUGUCUGCACCGCCAACAACAAGGAUUGCUCACAGUUCGUAACUUGCCAAAGAGGAAGGAUGAUUCAGUGUUUUGUUUAAGUUUCAAGUUUUGUAGCCAUUACAGAUAUGACUUUAUUGCAAAGCAAGCUGUGGAUAACCUGUUUUCUUUUGUCCAUCUGCCUGUGCAGGACAGGUAGAACAAAAUUUGUGGAGAAAGCAGCUACCAUCUAAGUGCCUGUGUGAGUCUACUGAAUAAAGGAGCCAGAGGAUGCAGGUGGCAGCAAGGCUUUGCUCUGACUUGUUUGAAGUUUUUUCCCAUGUCAAAGGUGAAGGAUUAUGCCUGGCAUAGGAAUUUAGUCUUCAAAUGAAGGACUUUAUGAGCUGAAUCUCAACAGCUCCUGCACAGAAUGUGAUCAUUGGCUUGUGCUACACACUUGCAUUAGUGUGUGAAUGAGGACGUAUUUGUGAAUCGGUGUUAGUGAAGUGCCAUGCUAUUCCUUAGCAGUGGGACCGUGGAUGCAACCCUAAGGAGUACAACCAUUGGCCAGCAGCAGGGGAAAACCGUUUACCAUAUCUCUGUAAUCCUGAAAGAAUUGCAGGAAGAUGCGCCUGUGUCAGAGCCGGGAAUGGGCCGGGUCACCCACACCCUGGUGGAGAAUUGCCAGUCAGGAGAAGAGAUAAUUAGUUUAGUGCCAAUGGAGAGCAGCCCCAGGCAGGGCAGGGCACGACAGGAGCUCGACAGGUGGCCCUCCCUGAGCUGCACAGGUAGAGCUAAGGAGCACAGAGAGGACGUGGUUGUGGAGGAGAUUGAGGAGGAGUUAGAGGAGGUGGAGGGAAAAAUGAAGACAGACAGGUUUUUCAGACAGCCUUCCAAGCACCCAGGUAACUCGUCACAGCAAGACAGAGACGUGGCAGAGUUAGCUGCUCAGACAGACACCCAGGAGCAACACAUUCAGCGCUCAACAUUACACUCUGUCACUGUCCAUGCUAAAGGACUUGUCUUUAGGGGACAUGGCACUGUUGCAGGACACAGCUCUCUGCCCAGGGCUGUGCUGCGAUGGCCACGCCAGGAUGAAACUCGGCUGGGGAGGAAAGCGAUGAGCAUGUAUGGCGACUCAGUCAAGCAGCAAAGGGAUUCUGAACCUGAUCAAGAAGGACGGCUACGGAGGCCCAGGAGUGUGUGCAUGCUGGCAGGCCCAGGCCCAGGCCCGGUCCUGUCGGAGUCCCGGAACCACCACCCCCUCAAGAGGGCAGGCAUUUUAGAAAAUGACCAGCAGUACAGAAGCAGGAAGGCUGAGUUGAGGGCAGUGGAUGGCCUCAAUUCAGUUGUGGCUCAGAGGCCUUUGGUCUCUGCAGAGGUGACCCCGAGGGCCAGGAAGAGCUGGAAACCAAGGCCUGUCAGUAUGACAGUACUAGAGCUGAGAAAGAGGGGUUCUGAUGAUGAGAUAAACAGCCAGAGGAGCUGCAGCCAUACAGGUGGUGAUGGAGGAGGCUUUCUAAGAGGGGGCUUCCGUUGGAGGCUUUUUGGCAAAUCACCUCAAGAUAAGAGCGAGGAGAAGGGAAGUAACAAAGAUGCAAAAUCGUCUCCCAAAUUCAACAAAUCUGAUGCUCCAAAAAGUACACUGAGCUCCUUAAGACGUAGCCUCAGUCUGCGAAUAAGGAGGGCUCGGCCCAGGGACAAAGUUACUUUAGGGUUGGAAACAGAGUCAAAGGAGUGCUCUCAGACUAAAAGUACAUCUGAGGAGACAACAAUGCCUCCACGGCCUUUCUCUUACCUCACUGGAAGAAUGCUUCCAACUUCCAGUGAGCAGACUGAGGAUAGGGGCAUGCAGUACAUUCAUUACCACAACAAGGGAAAGGUCAAGGUUAUGGAGGUGCCCCUCUGUCCAACAAAACUAACUUCCAAGCCAGUUCAGGAAGAACCAAGCAUAUGGCAGCUCAUAGCCAACCGUUUCAGGCGGAAAGAGCAGCCAUAUAGUGGCAAAUGUGAAACGCAGCUGUCCCAGAGCAAAGACACAGGCCAGUAUCCCCUGGCUGGGAAUAAUAAGUCACAGCCAGUCACCAUAGAGACUCUGGCAGGCAUUGACUCCCACAAAGGUCAAGACUCUUUCGUCAACAGCCAGGAAUGGACAUUGAGUCGGUCAGUGCCAGAGCUGAAAGUGGGCAUUGUGGGAAAUCUGUCCAGUGGGAAGUCUGCCUUGGUUCACCGAUACUUGACGGGCACAUAUGUGCAGGAGGAGUCUCCUGAAGGUGGACGGUUCAAGAAAGAAAUAGUGGUGGAUGGACAGAGCUACCUGCUUCUGAUCAGAGAUGAAGGAGGGCCUCCAGAACUGCAGUUCGCCACCUGGGUUGAUGCAGUGGUUUUCGUCUUUAGCCUGGAGGACGAGAUCAGCUUUCAGACAGUCUACAAUUACUUCGUGCGCCUGUCUAACUACUCUAGGAACACAGCUGAGGUCCCCAUGGUCCUCGUUGGAACACAAGAUGCAAUCAGUGCUGCCAACCCCAGAGUGAUUGAUGACUCGCGGGCCAGAAAACUGUCAAACGACCUGAAGCGCUGCACAUACUACGAGACCUGCUCCACCUAUGGCCUGAAUGUGGAGAGAGUCUUCCAGGACGUUGCCCAGAAGGUUGUGGCCAUGAGGAAAAAGCAGCAGCUCUCUAUUGGCCCAUGCAAAUCCCUCCCCAACUCUCCCAGCCACUCAUCAGUGCCCGCUGCAUCCAUCCCCUCUGUUCACAUUAACCAGGCGGCCAAUGGUGGGGGUGCGUUCAGCGACUACUCCUCCUCUGUUCCCUCCACCCCCAGCAUAAGUCAGCGAGAGAUGCGCAUUGAGACCAUUGCGGCCUCCAACACGCCUACGCCCAUCCGCAAGCAGUCAAAGCGCCGCUCCAACAUUUUCACAUCACGGAAAGCCAGUGAACAGGCAAAGAGCGUUGACAGUAAAACAGACAGCAUAGGCAGUGGAAGGGCCAUACCUAUCAAACAGGGAAUCCUCCUGAAGCGAAGUGGCAAAUCACUCAACAAGGAGUGGAAAAAGAAAUAUGUCACGCUGUGUGAUAACGGCGUCCUUACUUACCACCCCAGUUUACAUGACUACAUGCAGAACGUGCAUGGGAAAGAGAUAGACUUGCUGAGGACAACAGUCAAGAUUCCCGGCAAGCGACCCCCAAGAGCCGUGGCCACCGUGGCACCCACUGCUAGUCCCAAAACCAACGGGCUGACCAAGGACCGCAGCACAUUGCAGCUGGGAAUAGGAAACACAGGCGCUCCUCACUCCAACAGUAGCACAUCCCUCCAGACGGGCGUGUCGGUGUUCGGCGGCAGUAAAGAUGGCAUGCACCAACGCUCCUUCUCCGUGUCCAGCGCCGACCAGUGGAAUGAAGCCAUCAACACCAGUACAAGCAGCGGAGCCCCCAAUGGCGUGAGUGAUCCUGCCAGUUCCAAUGUGGGCAACGCCACAAGUCCUAAACUUGAGCCACCUCCUUCGCCACACGCCAACCGCAAGAAGCACAGACGGAAAAAGAGCACGGGCAUCACGAAGCCGGACGGCUUAUCUGCAGGCAAUGAAGAGCAAGAGGAUUCCUUUGAGUUCAUCAUUGUGUCGUUGACCGGUCAGACGUGGAACUUCGAAGCAUCUUCAUAUGAUGAGAGGGAACUGUGGGUCCAAGCGAUUGAGAGCCAGAUCUUCGCCAGCCUGCAGUCUUGUGAGAGCGUAAAGAACAAGUCUCGGUUAGGCAGCCAAAGUGAUGCAAUGGCCAUUCAGUCCAUACGAAACGUGAGAGGGAACAGCUUCUGCGUGGACUGUGACGCACCCAACCCAGACUGGGCCAGUCUGAAUCUGGGCGCCUUGAUGUGCAUCGAGUGCUCCGGGAUCCACAGAAACUUGGGCACCCACCUGUCUCGUGUCCGCUCCCUGGACCUGGAUGACUGGCCGGUGGAGCUCAGCAUGGUGAUGACGGCCAUCGGUAACACCAUGGCCAACAGCGUGUGGGAGGGCGCUUUGGAGGCCUACACCAAGCCAGGGAGCGACAGCACCAGGGAGGAGAAGGAGCGCUGGAUCCGAGCCAAGUACGAGCAGAAGCUGUUCCUGGUGGGUCUGCCCCAGUCAGAUGUGCCCCUGGGGCAGCAGCUGCUCCGGGCAGUGGUGGAGGAUGACCUGAGGUUGGUGGUGGUGCUGCUGGCCCACGGCACCAAAGAGGAGGUUAACGAGACCUACGGGGACGGAGACGGACGCACCGCUCUGCACCUCUCUUGCGCCAUGGCCAAUGUGGUGAUCACACAGCUGCUCAUCUGGUACGGUGUGGAUGUGAAGAGCCGGGACGCUCGUGGCCAGACCCCGCUGUCCUACGCUCGGCGAGCAGGCAGCCAGGAAUGCGCGGACAUCUUGCUUCAACAUGGCUGCCCCAACGAUACAAGCAGCAUGACGUCCGUGCCCACACCCAACAUGAGCCGUCGCAACCCCAAUCCCAACAUCAACAACAAUGCCCAGUGCGAGCUCAACCGCAGUAUCAGCAUUAUGUAGGAGCCAGAAAGCAGCCGCAUACAAACACAAAAACCCUGAACCCCACCCGUCUCUUCCCAGUACUCCCUCCUCUGUUUCACACUGUGUGACCCAGAAUCAGUACCAAUGGAGAGAAAUCAGGAGUGAUGGACUCAUUGUUGAUAUUCCACUACGCUGAAAGGAGUGGGCGUUUGGGGCUCGGACAUUGUACAUUGUUUGUUUUAUAUUAUAAUUUUGUAUUGCUUUUUUGUUUGUUAGAUUCGUUCAGUCUUGGUCUGAAAUGAUCAUGAUCAGCUUUAAGCUUUCUGUUUCUUAAGCGUCAACCAAACAAAUGACUUACUUUGGCAUUCAUACCUACCCUACGAUAAGCAUUUCCUUAAUGCUUGAACAUUUCCUCUUAUGUCUUUCCCCUCUGCGACGUGAACUGAUUUUAUAAUGAUCGUGAAUGAGAAACUUCCCUCAGAUUUCCAGUCCUCGGCAUGAUAACAUAAAACUGUGAGGAAUAGUUUUACAAGUGACAAAACAAUGAUGUGGGAAAGAAACUAAAUCUUCCAUGAUAUCAGUGGCUGUUACAGCUUUAGUAAUGAUGCAUGUCUUCAACACAGCUAUCAAACUCUUGACAUAUUAUUCAUAUACAAAGGCAAAGCAAUUAUAGUUGAAGAGUCCAAAUGAUUUAGAUACUUAAUUCACAGGAAAAUGGGUUCGAAUCAUCAUAAAGGAGUUGAUUGCAGAAUUCCUUUUGGGUGAAAGUGAGUCAUUUCCUUUGCCAUCCUUAUCGUGAACCUCCUGUAAAAAUGUCUGUGACUAUAAGGGAAUUAAGGGGCUUAAUGUUUUAUGACCAUUGAGCCCGAUGGCUUUGUAAGUGUGCCUCUUCAAUCAGAAUUCAUUCAAAUGCAAAGGUUUGAUUGAAACAGUGAAAUUGUACCAUUAUGAUGUCUUUGUUGGAGUAAUUUUCCGAUUGACCAGAUUGUCUUGAUAAUUGUUUGACACAGAUUCACACAAUUUUAAACCAUAAGUGUACUGGAAUAUCCCUUCACCUCCUGUAACCAAAAGCUGAAAAAUCGGUUCUCUCGAGAGCAUUUCCACUUUUCUUGCUGUGAAAUACUUAUAUGGUGCCGUGUGUGUGUGUGUGUGUGUGUGUGUGCGCGCGUACAUGCGCAUCCAUACAUAACUGUAUGAUUCGCGUGUGCUUACGUCUUCGUCCGUGAUCGGGUUCAGCAGAGAGCAACUUGGCAUUUCUGUUCAUAUACAUUGGAGAAAGGACACUGGAGAGAAGAGACCUACAGUGGAUAUUUGGGGACAUAACUGUGUUUUAAUGUACAUACAUAUGUAAAAAGUAGUUAUUGUUCCUUCACCUUAUUCCUUAGAAGAACAGUUUGAACUAACUCUGACUUUUAGAGUAAAAAGAAAACAAAGAACAACCCUUUCCUAAAACAAAUGCGCCCUCCUCCAUCCUGAGCACCUGUCAGUCUAAAAACAGGGAUUCAACAAAAUACAUUAAAGUGAGAGUGACAUUUAGAGAUUAAAAUGAGCAAGGAGUUUCAUACAGGCAAGUAUAAUUAGUUUGAGUCUCUUAAUAUUAAUUAAUACGCGUGUACAGUAUUCCACAGUCGUGAUAAGUCGAUUCAUUUAUAGUAAAUAGGAACUUAUUCCAGGUGGAGUUGGUACAAUGUGUAUUACCCUUUUACUCAACUGCCAUUUUUAAGGUUUUAAACUGUCUUUAUUUUAUGGGUUUACAAAGGCAGGAUGUAUGUUUACAGAUAGGUUAUUAUUUGGUAUCUCAGAAUCAGAUUCAGAUUCGGAUUCUGAUUCUGUUGUUUUACACUAUUCCUGUUUUCAGAGCCCACAGUGAAAAAAUGUGUGGUCAAAAUAAGAAUGAUUGUUGUAAAGGAAUAGUUUGACCUUUUCUUUCCCCCAUUUGCUUUCUUGAUCAGAAGUUUAGCAGAAGAUCCUCUUAUGUAUACAUUAAGUCCCAAGCUAGAGUCGGGAGGUGAAUAGCCUAUCUUAGCACACAGUUAGCCUGGCUUAGCAAAAGGUUACACCACUAAAAACACAAAUUGUCAUUUUUUAAAAUUAAUUAAACAAUAAUUCAUAUACAAUCAAUAAACAAGAUAACAAACAAGAUAGGCUAUAUUAUGUUGAAUUGUGAGAGGUCCUAAAAGGCACACUUCCAAACUUUGGAAAGCUCCGGGGCUACUGUGUCCCCCUGCGUCCACUCUUUAUGCUUGCUAAGCUAACCACUUCCUGGCUUUAGCUCAGUACUUAAUGCACAGCCGUGAGUGGUACUGAUCAUCCUGUCUAACUUUCAGCUAGAAAGCAAAUAUGCGUAUUUCUCAAAAUGUCUAACUAUUUCUUGAAGACAUUCCCAGAACUGACCACAAAUUCAACCAGAUACCUUUGAAUCUACUUGUACUGUACAGUGGUACUGGCCUUAUUUCUGAUUUCUACUUGACCAACUUACUGAAAGCAGUUUAAUGUGUAUAGUGAUUACCUGAAACCUUAUUUACAUACUGUAGAUGCUGAAAAAAAUCCCACUAGAAACAUGCCUGUUUUUUCUUCCCAGAAACAACAUGAAGUGUACAUAUUAGCUUAAUGCUUUUAUCUGAAGACAAGCUCCUCCUAUAGAAACAAACUAAACUGGUUUUAGGUCAACAGUGCCCUUGACCCAUGAACCAUAUUUUGAUAUGUUGUUUUUGUUUCUAUUCAGGCAUAUUUUUAAGGUACUUCUGUUUGGUCUCAACAUUAACUGACCAUCUUUGGUACUUGUGUAUAAUGAUGUACAUUUGACAUAUUUAUAAUGCAGUAUGUAAAUAUCUUUUUUGUUUUGUUUUUGUUCAGGUUAAUUUUCCUAUUGUAAUUCCUUUUACGUUCAGAACGUGAAACAAAGCAAAAGCUAAAGAGUAACAUGUUGUAUGCUUGGAUGCUUGGCUGACUGUUGACCUAUUAAUAAACGCUCAAAUAAAACAAUGUAGCCUUCCCUGAAUUUAGGGAAAUCGACA